Molecule: messenger RNA, 11744 nt
Organism: Synchiropus splendidus (mandarinfish)
Lineage: Eukaryota; Metazoa; Chordata; Actinopteri; Syngnathiformes; Callionymidae
Product: NACHT, LRR and PYD domains-containing protein 14-like
Exons: 20
Coding region: 259-4380 (1373 amino acids)
Molecular function (GO): protein binding
Source: RefSeq, a predicted model, not a curated record
CAUCUCUUCUUUCCUGAAACCAAAGACUCAGGACUCAGCAGCUUUGAAGGAGUCCAGGUUCUGUUCAUCUUGGACGGUCUGGACGAGUGUCGACUCCCUCUGGACUUCAACAGUCGGGUCCUGACAGCAGCUACAGAGUCCACCUCAGUAGACGUCCUGCUGACCAACCUCAUCAGGGGGAAGCUGCUUCCCUCAGCUCAGCUCUGGAUCACCACACGACCUGCAGCAGCCAAUCAGAUCCCUCCUGAGUGUGUGGACAUGGUGACCGAGGUGAGAGGGUUCACUGACCUCCAGAAGGAGGAGUACUUCAGGAAGAGGUUCAGACGAAAGAAGCAGACCACCGUCAUGUCUCACAUCAGGAGCUCACGAAGCCUCUACAUCAUGUGUCACAUCCCCAUCUUCUGCUGGAUCACUGCCACAGUUCUGGAGGACAUGUUGAAGAGCAGAGAGACCGGAGAGCUGCCCAAGACCCUGACUGAGAUGUACAUCCACUUCCUGGUGGUUCAGGCCAAAGUCAAGAAGCUCAAGUACCAUGGAGGAGCUGGGACCGACCCAGUUUGGGAUCCUGAGAGCAGGAAGAUGAUGGAGUCUCUGGGAAAACUGGCUUUUGAGCAGCUGCAGAGAGGAAACUUGAUCUUCUAUGAGUCAGACCUCGCAGAGUGUGGCAUCGACAUCACAGCUGCUGCACUUUACUCAGGAGUCUUCACACAGAUCUUCAGAGAGGAGAGAGGACUGUACCAGGAGAAGGUCUUCUGCUUCAUCCACCUGAGUCUCCAGGAGUUUCUGGCUGCUCUUCAUGUCCACCUGAAGUUCUUCAACUCGGGAGUCAACCUGCUCGACUCGCAGCAAACAUCCAAACUGGCAAAAAUCUUCAGACGUCACAUCAAACCAUUCUACCAGACAGCAAUAAAUGAAGCUGUAGAAAGUCCAAAUGGACAUCUGGACCUGUUCCUGCGCUUCCUUCUGGGUCUUUCUCUGCAGACCAGCCAGAGGCUCCUUCCAGGUUUGUUGACACAGACAGGAAGUAGCUCCGGGACCCAUCGGAAAACAGCAGAGCUCAUCAAGAAGAAGAUAAGUGAGAACGUGUCUCCAGAGAGAAUCAUCAAUCUGUUCCACUGUCUGAGUGAAGUGAAGGACACUUCUCUAGUGGAGCAGGUCCAACAGCAGCUCAGAUCAGGAGCUCUCUCCACAGAUCAACUGUCUCCUGCUCAGUGGUCCACCCUGGCCUUCAUCUUACUGUCCUCAGAGGAAGAUCUGGACGUGUUUGACCUGAGGAAAUACUCUGCUUCAGAGGAGGCUCUUGAGAGGCUGCUGCCAGUGGUCCAGGCUUCAAAGAAAGUUCUCCUGAGCGACUGUGGACUGUCAGAGAGAAGUGGUUCCCUUCUGUCCUCAGUCCUCAGCUCUCCGUCCUCUAGUCUGACACAACUGGACCUGAGUGAGAACAAGCUGAAGGAUGCAGGAGUGGAGCUGCUGUCUGCUGGACUGAAGAGUCCACACUGUCACCUGGAGACUCUCAGCCUGAGACUCUGUGGACUGUCAGAGAGAAGUGGUUCCCUUCUGUCCUCAGUCCUCAGCUCUCCGUCCUCUAGUCUGACACAACUGGACCUGAGUGGCAACAGUUACCUGGAGGAUGCAGGAGUGGAGCUGCUGUCUGCUGGACUGAAGAGUCCACACUGUCACCUGGAGACUCUCAGCCUGAGCAGCUGUGGACUGUCAGAGAGAAGUGGUUCCCUUCUGUCCUCAGUCCUCAGCUCUCCGUCCUCUAGUCUGACACAACUGCACCUGAGCUACAACAGGGACCUGAAGGAUGCAGGAGUGGAGCUGCUGUCUGCUGGACUGAAGAGUCCACACUGUCACCUGGAGACUCUCAGCCUGAGACUCUGUGGACUGUCAGAGAGAAGUGGUUCCCUUCUGUCCUCAGUCCUCAGCUCUCCGUCCUCUAGUCUGACACAACUGGACCUGAGUGAGAACAUGGACCUGAAGGAUGCAGGAGUGGAGCUGCUGUCUGCUGGACUGAAGAGUCCACACUGUCACCUGGAGACUCUCAGCCUGCUAGAGUGUGGACUGUCAGAGAGAAGUGGUUCCCUUCUGUCCUCAGUCCUCAGCUCUCCGUCCUCUAGUCUGACACAACUGGACCUGAGUGAGAACUGGUACCUGGAGGAUGCAGGAGUGGAGCUGCUGUCUGCUGGACUGAAGAGUCCACACUGUCACCUGGAGACUCUCAGACUGAGCUACUGUGACCUGUCAGAGAGAAGUGGUUCCCUUCUGUCCUCAGUCCUCAGCUCUCCGUCCUCUAGUCUGACACAACUGGACCUGAGUGAGAACAGGGACCUGGAGGAUGCAGAAGUGGAGCUGCUGUCUGCUGGACUGAAGAGUCCACACUGUCACCUGGAGACUCUCAGCCUGAGACUCUGUGGACUGUCAGAGAGAAGUGGUUCCCUUCUGUCCUCAGUCCUCAGCUCUCCGUCCUCUAGUCUGACACAACUGGACCUGAGUGACAACAGGGACCUGAAGGAUGCAGGAGUGGAGCUGCUGUCUGCUGGACUGAAGAGUCCACACUGUCACCUGGAGACUCUCAGCCUGAGCUACUGUGGACUGUCAGAGAGAAGUGGUUCCCUUCUGUCCUCAGUCCUCAGCUCUCCGUCCUCUAGUCUGACACAACUGCACCUGAGCUACAACAGGGACCUGAAGGAUGCAGGAGUGGAGCUGCUGUCUGCUGGACUGAAGAGUCCACACUGUCACCUGGAGACUCUCAGACUGAACAGCUGUGGACUGUCAGAGAGAAGUGGUUCCCUUCUGUCCUCAGUCCUCAGCUCUCCGUCCUCUAGUCUGACACAACUGGACCUGAGCUGGAACAUGGACCUGAAGGAUGCAGGAGUGGAGCUGCUGUCUGCUGGACUGAAGAGUCCACACUGUCACCUGGAGACUCUCAGCCUGAGCAGGUGUGGACUGUCAGAGAGAAGUGGUUCCCUUCUGUCCUCAGUCCUCAGCUCUCCGUCCUCUAGUCUGACACAACUGGACCUGAGCUACAACAUGGACCUGAAGGAUGCAGGAGUGGAGCUGCUGUCUGCUGGACUGAAGAGUCCACACUGUCACCUGGAGACUCUCAGCCUGAGCAGGUGUGGACUGUCAGAGAGAAGUGGUUCCCAUCUGUCCUCAGUCCUCAGCUCUCCGUCCUCUAGUCUGACACAACUGGACCUGAGUGAGAACAUGGACCUGAAGGAUGCAGGAGUGGAGCUGCUGUCUGCUGGACUGAAGAGUCCACACUGUCACCUGGAGACUCUCAGACUGAGCAGGUGUGGACUGUCAGAGAGAAGUGGUUCCCUUCUGUCCUCAGUCCUCAGCUCUCCGUCCUCUAGUCUGACACACCUGGACCUGAGUGAGAACAUGGACCUGAAGGAUGCAGGAGUGGAGCUGCUGUCUGCUGGACUGAAGAGUCCACACUGUCACCUGGAGACUCUCAGCCUGCGCAGGUGUGGACUGUCAGAGAGAAGUGGUUCCCUUCUGUCCUCAGUCCUCAGCUCUCCGUCCUCUAGUCUGACACAACUGGACCUGAGUCAGAACUGGUACCUGAAGGAUGCAGGAGUGGAGCUGCUGUCUGCUGGACUGAAGAGUCCACACUGUCACCUGGAGACUCUCAGCCUGAACAACUGUGGACUGUCAGAGAGAAGUGGUUCCCUUCUGUCCUCAGUCCUCAGCUCUCCGUCCUCUAGUCUGACACAACUGGACCUGAGUCAGAACUGGGACCUGAAGGAUGCAGGAGUGGAGCUGCUGUCUGCUGGACUGAAGAGUCCACACUGUCACCUGGAGACUCUCAGCCUGAGCAGCUGUUUCCUGUCAGAGAGAAGUGGUUCCCUUCUGUCCUCAGUCCUCAGCUCUCCGUCCUCGAGUCUGACACAACUGGACCUGAGUGACAACAGGGACCUGAAGGAUGCAGGAGUGGAGCUGCUGUCUGCCGUACUGAAGAGUCCACACUGUCACCUGGAGACUCUCAGCCUGAGCAACUGUGGACUGUCAGAGAGAAGUGGUUCCCUUCUGUCCUCAGUCCUCAGCUCUCCGUCCUCGAGUCUGACACAACUGGACCUGAGUCGGAACAAGCUGAAGGAUGCAGGAGUGGAGCUGCUGUCUGCUGGACUGAAGAGUCCACACUGUCACCUGGAGACUCUCAGUCUGUCAGGGUGCAUGAUCUCAGAGAGAGGCUGUGCUUCUCUGGCCUCAGCUCUGACCUCUAACCCCUCCUACCUGAGAGAGCUGGACCUGAGCUACAACCAUCCAGAAGGACCAGGACUGGAGCUGCUGUCUGCUGGACUGGAGAGUCCAGACUGGAGGCUGGAGACUCUCAGGCUGGAACACUGUGGACCAGAGAGGUUACAGAUCUGACCAGAAGAAGUUGACUCUCACAAGAGACGGAGGGAAAGAAGAGGAGUCUGAGUUUGGACACAAGCUUCUUCCUGGAGUCUGAGCUGCUCUGAUGCUGCUGGACAGAGAGUCUGUCACCAUCAGAGAGAAAUUAUCAUCAGGAGCUCACAAGUCUCUCCCAGAGCAGCGGUGGGGAUGAACUUUGACCUUCUUCUCUGUCAUUUGUCAAGACUGACUCUGAGUCUCAGCAGCCACUCCGUCAUCACGGAGAGUUUCCAACUCUUCUGAUCCAGCAGUUUGAUGUGGACACUUUAGGAGCCUGUAUUUCAGAGACAUGAACUUCAAAAGUGAAUCAUUUUCCGCUGCGACACCGGAGAUGAACUAGUCAGCAACACCUCCAACUGUCAGAGGCAGGCUGUGCUAGAGUGACCUUUGACCCUUCUGUGGAAGUGAUCCAACAUGACGUGCACUAAGAAUGAAUGUCUGAACGAACUCACGGUUAGUAUUGUUGAUUUUGACAUGAAACUUCUCGUUGAAAGUCCCCAGUUUGUGGUCAGUGGAAGAGGAAGUGGACACGGCUUUGUAGUCCAGCAGACGUACGUGGAGAAAAGAGCUGAAGGUGCAGCAGUAGAGAAACAGUCCAACACAGAAGAACAAAGAGCAUUUCAGAUGAAGAUCCAGGUCGCCGCUCGAAUUCAUCCCAAGGGUGUUUGGUUGUAUCAGGUCCUGUCAGGACUCUGUCAAGUUCACCCACACCAGGCCAUGGAAACCCAUUCCACCAAGCUCUCUGCCUGCUGUACUCGGGCUCAUCUGAAGGCCACAUGAAGUUUGGAGCUGUGCAGAAAGUGGACGCCUCAACAUCCACUGACCCCUCGACAUGGCCGACCACUUGGUGGCUGAGUUGCUACUGUUCCCAAACUCUUCUAUUUUCUUCUAAUAAAGCAGGCGGCUGGAUUUGUUGCACAGGUGGCAUCCUAUGACAGUUCCAGGCUGGAAUUCACUGAGCUGCUGAGAGCGGCCCAUUCUUGUUUGUCACAACAGUCUGCAGGCCAAGGUGCUUGGUGUUCUACACCUGUGGCCAGGCCAAGUGAUCCGGACACCUGCUUCUGAUCAUUUGGAUGGGUGAGCAGAUACUUUUGCUCCGACAGUCGAUGUGUUUGUCAGCCGGCAACAAGUGUAUUUCUCAAAGCUCUGGCUUGCUCCCACUGCAGCCAGGCCCUUUGUCUGAGCACAUCAUGUCUGUGCAUCACUCAGGGGCCUGGCUCAGCAUCAUGAGCUUUGAGCCAGCUCCUGCUGGCAUUGCUCAACCAUAGUCCUCACCACUUCCAUGACAUCAUCGCAGGAGGAAGACAUUCGAUGGCAUGGUGUCGAAUAAAAGCAAGAUAAACACAUCACAUCUACAGCAGCAGAUCACCAAUGAUCUAAUCAAGUUCGAUGAUGUAUCUAGUGACGCAACACAACUGCAUUGUAACACACACACACACACACACACACACACACACACACACACACACACACACACGUGUCCGGAGGGAAUAAAACCUUCGAGUCUCUCGAGUGUCUCCUCAUCGUAUCUACGUAUUGACGUUUCAAGCUGGUGAAAUGGAGGGUUGUGUGCUGCUGUUCAGCAGUGUGAUGUUUUAGCACUGGCCUGCAGGGGAGGUGGACUGAGAGAAGGAAGAAAUGGCAUCCAUAACAAAGCAGGAAUAAAGAAGAGAAUGGAGUUUUCAUUCAGGAAGAACAUUGUUAUGGUGAGGGUUCAGGGAGGAGGUGGAGCUUUUUGACCCCUGUAACCACAUGGAAAUGGAGUUGCUGUCCUGUGUUUGCACUGGAAUAUACUUCGACUACAAUCAGAGCUUCUGUGUGGAUGAGCUUCAGCCUGUGUUUGAGUUGGGUGUUGUGUUGAGGGGUGUCCCAGCUGGGGUCGAAUUCCAGUGUCUGUAUUUGGAUGUUCAGCAAUGUGUUUACUCACAGUACAUGAGAAUAUUUGAUAUUUAAUGGGAUAUUACAAUUGCAGAAUGGAUUCAGUGAGCAAGCGACUGGUUUCUCCUGUUCGUAGUUUGAAGCCAAGUUUCCAUGUAAUAAGGCAAACACAGUUCCUGCCCAGGUGUGGCUGAGUUGUGGGAGGAAGGAGGAGUUGAUGGUCAUGUGAUCUGAUCCAGCGCCCCCUUGUGGAGAGGGAGGGAAUUAUGGGGAAGAUGGUUCUGUUUAUUUUUUUUUGUAGUAUUUUAUUUUCCAGUUUUCAAUAAUGCAAGACAGAACAUACAUAUCCCACCAAAUCCCCCAUAACAAAACACAAACAAACAAAAAAAAAAACAAAAGGAAAGGGUGCACUCCAUACACAAAAGAAAAUCUAUAUAUGAUCCUUUCAGGCGUUCAUACAUUAUAUUACAGAGAGAACAUUACAGUCCAGAGGUGUCUAGAGUCAUCCGUGCGAUGUAAUAUACAUUAAAAAUGGCUGCCAAAUCCGUUUAAACUUUUCAGUUCUACCUGCUAAAGCAUCGCGAAUAUUCUCCAUGUAAAGGGUAUUUGAAAAUUCCAUCAGCCAUCUAUCAGAGCGAGGUGGAACUUCUUUAUUCCAGUACUGCAGAAUAGUCUUUUUUGCCAGAAGCAUGCGAUAUGAAACUGCCACUCUUUGAUAAUUAGUUAAAUCUUCCAUUUGUUGUGAGCUACCUCAAAUGGCCGUUCCAGGGUUAGGAGAUAAAUCUCUACACAAAACCUCAGAGCAAAUCUGAAAUAUUUCUUCCCAGUACUGAGUGAGUUUAGGGCAGAAAAAUAACAUAUGACCUAAAGUUCCCUCAGACUGUUUGCAUUUGAUACAUAACGGAGAUGUGGAGCUUCACUCUAGAGUCAUGAAGCCUGUGUACUACCUUAUAUUGGAUCAACUGGUGCCUUGAGUUUACUGAACAAGAGUGGAUGUUGCCUAGGCAUUUAGACCAACAUUCAGCUGUUAUUUCUCUUCCUAUUUCACCUUCCCAUAAGGCCCUGUGGUGUUCAGGACUCGGUGUCAUAGAAGAGUCACAUACGUUUACAAACAAAGAUGCCAGGUGCUUUGGAGAAGGUUUGGUUAUUAUAAUCGAUUCAAGUUCUUCCAGGGGGGAGUAGACUUCAAAAUGUGAAAUAUUAUUUUGAACAAAACUCCUGAUUUGUAAGUAUCGAAAAAAAUCUGAUGUAUGAAGUGUAUACUUUUGCUGUAAUUGGGCAAAUGAUGCAAAAACAUUAUCGAUAUACAGAUCAUUAAUGGUGACUAGUCCUUUUCUUUUCCACACCAAAAAACCAGCAUCUAGUUUUGAGGGAGGGAAUAAAUGAUGAUGACAAAUUGGGGCCAAACUAGAAGUUUCAGGCAGCCGAGAGUUGUUUUUAAUUUGUUUCCAUAGCUUUAAAGAGUUUUUAACAAUAAAGCCGAGCUCUUUCUGGGCUUUGGUCUUCCCUCCUUUCAUAUGUAGCAAGGCUGGGAGGGAAGUAUCUAUUCCAUUUUGCUCAAUAGCAACCCAAGGUGGAGUGAUGUCCUUGACAUCACCAGGAAAUGCAUUAUUCCAAUAAAUAAGAGCGUGAGCGUUUGCUGCCCAGUAGUAGUGUUGGAAUACAGGAAGAGCCAGGCCGCCGAGUUUUUUACAUUUACAAAUAUGUUUCUCACCUAUUCCAUGACUUUUGUAACCCCAAACAAAAGCCAAUAUAAUCGAAUCCAAAGUUUGGAAGAAUGUUUUGGGAACGAAAAUUGGCACAUUUUGAACUACAUAAAGGAACCGAGGCAAUGUGACCAUUUUUAUAGCAUUGACUCUGCCGAUCAUUGACAUUGGGAGUGUUUGCCAGUAUUCUAUAUUAUUUCGCAGUUGGUUGACUACUUUUACACAGUUGAAAUCAUACAAACAAUCUGACUGUUUACUCACAGUAAUUCCCAGAUAUUUUAUUUGGUCAGUUAUCUGGACUGGUAGCACCAUUGCCCAGAGGCAUUAAUUCACAUUUCUGCCAGUUCACUGUGUAUCCAGACAUAUUUCCAACUCUUUCAAUGAGAUCUAGCAGCGCUGGGAUAGAUUCUUCAAUUUGUGCUAGAAACAAUAUAAUGUCAUCAGCGUACAAAGCUAUGUGGUGAUCCAUUUUCCCCAGAUGUAUCGGGGUAAUAUACCGGCUGUGUCUAAUACUAAUUGCCAAUGGUUCAAUGCACAAAGCGAAUAAUAGAGGGCUCAAUGGGCAUCCCUGGCGAACUCCACGCUGAAGAUUAAAUGACAUAGAUGGGUCCCAGUUGGUUAGAAUUGCUGCAGUCGGGGACAAAUAUAGCAUCUCAACCCAAGAAGCAAAACUCUCGCCUGAGCCAAAUUUUUUAAUGGUUGACAGCAUAUACUUCCAUUCAACUUGAUCGAAAGCUUUGUGUGCAUCAAGUGCAAGGAUGGCAGACUUUGAAUCUUUGCUCCAUUUAUGAUUAACAAUAUUUAAUAGUCUGCGUACAUUAAAAAAUGAAAAUCUCCUGGGAAUCAAACCUGUCUGGUCAAGGUGUAUUAUAGUGGAUAUGUGUUCAUUUAACCUAGGAGCUAAAAUCUUCCUAAAUAUUUUGAGAUCACAAUUUAAAAGCGAAAUUGGUCGAUAUGAUGAAGGAUCAGUUUCAACUUUGUCUUUUUUUAGCAGCAAGGAUAUAUUGGCAUCAUAGAAAGGACGUGGUAAUCUUUUGUUUUUCAUUGAUUCUUGAAACAUUCUGAGCAACAAGGGAGCCACCUCCUCCGCAUAUGCUUUCUAAAACUCAACACAAUACCCAUCCGGCCCACUUGACUUGCCAUUUGGAAAUUCUUUUAUUGCGUUCAGGACCUCCUGUAAUGAUAUUUCAGCAGUGAGUUUCUCCCGUGCCUCAUCUUGUAAUUGUGGAAGAGGAAUUGAACUUAUUUCUGUUUCAGUGACUAUGUUUUGGGAGGUGUAUAGAUCUGAGUAGAAUCUCUUCAAACAAUCAUUGAUCUCCUGAUGGUCAGUGAUGAUGGUGCCCUCAGGUGAUGAAAGUUGAAGUAUUGCUCUACUGGCUUGCCUUCCUCUCAACUGCCGAGCAAGUAAAGAUGUGGGUUUGUCCCCCAAUUCAAAGUGUUUAUGUUUGAUUUUUAAAAGCAUCGUGUUCACCUGAUCAGUAAGAAUAGUGUUAUAUUCAUGCCUUAGCUUGACAAUAGUUUUGAGUGUUGCUGUAGAUGGAUUUUCUCUAUAUUGUAUCUCAGCUUUUGUCAUUUCUUAAUCAAUUUCAACUAACCUGGCUCUUCUUUGCUUUGUUUUCAUGGCUUCAUCAGAUAUCACAGUCCCUCCAAUAACCACUUGAAAAGCUUCCCACAAUGUUGAAUCAGAAACAUCCCCCUUGUCGUUCAGCUUAAUAGAAUCAUUGAUCUGCUUUGCACAGAUGUCUAAAAACUCUUCAUUCUUGAGUAGAUUAGGGUUCAAACGAAAAUAGAGGCCGUGCCACCACACACCUGGAGGCUGCUUCAAGGAAGUGAGAAAAUAUGUGGAACCAACAGGUCGGACCACAUUCGGGCACAAUCAUGUGACUCCAAAUGCAUCACAGCCACGAGCGACAGAGACAGAUACAGGACCAGCUUCCGUGCCAGCAGCUGUGUUAUGUCCGUCUUCACCUGUGGACACUCCCACUGUCCAAACUAGGUCUGGCAGGGUUAUCGUGAAGCCCAACAGGCUUGAUCUGGGAAAUAGAAAUUAAAAAUGUUGAGACUGUUUUGUGAUAUGUGUUUGAGUUAAAGAGUAUAGUUUGAGCAGUUUAAAGUGACCUGCGUAGAUUCUCUCUUGAAAAAAGGGGAGAUGUGGUGACAGUGAUCUGGACCAAUGAGACGUGUCUGUUCAAGUCACGUGAGGUGAAGCGAUGUUGUCAAUAAAGCUUUUAUCACGUAAGCUCACAGUGUCGAUUGUCCGGAAUAUUAAAGAACACACUGGCCAUCUGGCCAAAAUUAUGGACCCAGCGGUGGUGAAAGGCUGGCAGGACGAACUAGAUGCUCAGGCCACCAGUUUGAGGAACAUGGAGAGGAUGACUCUGUCUAUUUUUGAGAUGUUGGACUCUCUUUCUGAGAAAGUCGCACGGCUUUACCCCCGCUCUGAUCUGUCCGGUGCUCCGCUUGCUUCCUCUGCUCUUCCUCUGCUCUUCCUCUGUUGUCGGAGCAAACUAUUUCUGUUCCCGUCCUGGCCCCAGAACCCAAGCUUUGACGACUCUCAUGUCUUUCCGUGGCCUCCCGAACGCUCCAGCGUGGCUCCCAAGCCGCUGCUGCAGCCUCCCCACGGCUCCAGCGUGGCUGCGUCCCUGCGUUUCUCCCAUGUCCCUUUCCCGGUGAUUGCUCCUCCAGUUCCUGAGAUUUGGACUCUUCUUGUUCCCCGUGGUAACUCCUGGUUCUCGUGGCUCUCCUUGUUUGGUCUCUCGUUCUGUGAGCUCGCUUGUUUUUGAUUACUGUGUUAAACCCUGGUGCCUGAGUUUAGUGUUUUGUUUCUCCCAGUUUCCACGCGUUUCCGGUUCUCUUUUGGAGUGAAUUCUCGGUUCAUUGUACAUUCAGCUUUUGCUUAGUUUCUCCUGGUUCGGUCACACUUUCUGUUGUGUUUUUGUUGUUUGUUUAAUGAUUAAAUAAAUAUUUCUAACUCGCUCCUGCCUAACUGUAACCUUCACCACUCGCACUUGGGUCCAACUCCACGUCCUCAAGACGUGGCUUUCCCUCCUCGUUCCCUUGAUUCCUGACACACAACACCGUCAAACAGAAAGUGUAUAGCGUUGUUGUUUUUUGUCAAGCUUUGCUCCAACUGGGUUGUAAUCUGAUGAACAGAGCUGUAAUAUCCUCCCUUGAGCCUCAGUUUGGAAACAUCAAAGAAUCCUCAAACGAUGACAUAUUUUCCAGCCCCACUGUCGGAAACACCAUUGAAAUCUGGAUUCACUUCCACAAACCCUUUGAUUUGGCCAGUCCUCCAAGCUUCUUACCUGGAACACUCUUCUUCAGGGAUCAGUUGAGUUGGCAGAGUCUCAUGUCGCUCUUUUGAGACGCUCUGCAGAGAGCAUCAUAUUCUGACGACACACUUCUUCAAAUGCCUCCAGACCCACAGUUUGGCUUCUAAAUAUGUUUCAUCACAUCCAAAGCCGCCAGAUAAAACACAAUUGAUGAACUGUUGCAUUUAAAGCCCUCGCAAAAAGGCUUGAUUUUAGAAAAGGGUUAACAUUAUUUUUAAUAUCGACCCCCCCCCAACAAAAGACACAUACAGAGUGACUUGGGAAUUCGAUUUGCACAUCAAGAUUUCAGACAACACCUGGCAAAAUGUGUCUCAGCCACUCUAAAAAUGAAAAAUGAAAAUAGAGUUUUAAAAAAAAAGGUGUUGGGUCAGUGACAAAGUCAUGUUGUUCUAUUUGACGGUGUGUUGUGAGUGUUGAUCGUAGU